CAUCUUCAGCGCGGACUUUUCUUAGCAUCCUUUUGCUAAUCGAUAAUCCGGGAUUGGAGAAUAAUAAUGCGUCAAGCAGCCGGAAGACAAACUAAGCCGGCAACGGCUCUUUGUCGUUCGAUCGUUCUUUUCAAUCCCGAUCGUGAGGACCAUUUUGAACUCGUAUUCAGCGUCAAGAGGGUUUGUAAGGUAACUUCGCCGCUGUUCUCGUCUCCUCCGAACAAAUGUAUACAUCUUCAGCCGAAUGCACGAUGCCAAUCGCUUUCGCCAUCUAAGGGAAAACCAAUCUUCCAACAGCGUCAAAAGCGUCGAAUAAUAUUUUUUGAUUCUACAAAGUCUCGUUAAAGCCCAUCUGCACCAUCACCACUAGCCAUGACAUCAGCUUCGACGAGCUCGAGACCGCAAUUCAUCCGGUCCAUUUCCUCCAGUUCCACCAAAGACAAACCUCGGCUUUACGUCGCCCUCUACCCACGUGGGGGGUCGUCGACGCUGUCGACCUUCCGCAACAACUUCGACUGCGACUCCUACCACUGGUCCAUCAUUGUCGGACCCCAGACGGCCGACAGAAAAGACCCGGGCGUACGCUACCACGUCGCCCACGACGCCCACGCAGACCAAGGCGCCAGGAAGUUCUUUUACGAAGAACAAGACAUCCCCUCGAACCCGGGGGCCCAAAGCGGCCUGAUCCGCGUCACCGUCGCCAAGGUCACGGACGAACGUCGCCUUCAGAGCUUGCUCCGGGACCUCGCGCUUCGGGAGGAUGACUCAGCCUUCAACUGCCUCACGUGGGUCCGCGAGGCAUUUGUCAAGCUUCUCGACGAUGGCAAGUCGGUCAAGAGUUACCUCAAGUCCGAGGACUGGAGUGCCGUCGAGACCUGCGCGAGGAAGUACUGCAAGCGCAAACGAGACGCAGGUCGGUUCCAGGAGAAUGCCGACGGCAACGGCGGCGGCGUCCUCAACAGGUUCAAUCCUCAAAUGAUUAGUACGUUCAACUUUUGGGAGAAUCGAGAAACGACUCCAUGAGUUGUAUAUCAAUCGAGUCAUGGUCGAGUUCGAAAAAACACCAAAGCGGCACCAAAGUUGGGCCCUCUCUACAAUCCUGCGAGGCAGGAAACGAGACUGAGACCUAAGGCGGGGAAGCUACUUGAUAUUCCAAAUACAGGGUACUGCCACCACUCCAAACGGUACGCGUCCAUCCGGAGAAAGAGCAUAAACGCGCGCCUUGGAUCAGCUAGAACCCUGUCCAGGUUCGGUAAUCCGUAGUGCCCGGGUCCAAAAGUCUCAGUCGUUACGGAGUAUACUCAUUACCUUCGCCAGCCUCGCCCUUCCAAGCUUCACAAUGCGGAAUCAUAUCCAGAAGAUUUUCGCUGUUCGACCAGUUGACCCCGGUCCUUGGCUUCAUUCCUACAACCUUUUGCAAAACUUGCGGACGUGCUAAACAAGACACUAAGGGUUGAAAACAAGGGUUGAAAAAAAAGAAAGGAACAGCCAGGCACGUCCCCACCUCGAUCCUACUGGCACGAGACCAACGACCCUCUGGACAUUAAAGAGUCAGGACGUCUUUUUCGGGGGCUUUUGAAAAAGCUUGCGCGAUAUUCUUUCGUGUCUGGAAGGCGACCGAGGGAUUCACACCGCCUUGCAUGGUUUGACUGAAGAGUUGCUGUCCCUCCAUUCUCAUCUACUUUCUACCGAGUACCUACCUAUCUACCUACUUCCUCAAGGACGCCUCCGUACGGAAGUAUGUUUUACGGAGUACUCUGUUCUGUUACUCCAAGAUACGGAAUACACGGGAGAGUACUUGACCUGAGUCUGACCUUGGAAUGGGCCCCUCGACCUUGGGGAAAAGGCUUGCUGCCUAUUAUCAUCGACUGUGCGCCUUACAACAGACUACUCCUACCCGUACUUGGGUAAUAGUUACUCCGUAAAAUAAAAACACUCAGUAGCCAACUCUAC
Messenger RNA from Exophiala oligosperma, 1953 nucleotides. RefSeq lists its product as uncharacterized. The transcript has a single exon. The record is from RefSeq and is a predicted model, not a curated record. Lineage: Eukaryota; Fungi; Ascomycota; Eurotiomycetes; Chaetothyriales; Herpotrichiellaceae. Bases 373 to 1023 code for a protein of 216 amino acids.